Messenger RNA from Acanthopagrus latus (yellowfin seabream), 1372 nucleotides. RefSeq names its product chemokine (C-C motif) ligand 35, duplicate 1 (gene ccl35.1). The transcript is spliced from 5 exons. Gene Ontology annotation, cellular component: extracellular region. Lineage: Eukaryota; Metazoa; Chordata; Actinopteri; Spariformes; Sparidae. The record is from RefSeq and is a predicted model, not a curated record. Gene Ontology annotation, biological process: cellular response to type II interferon; monocyte chemotaxis; positive regulation of ERK1 and ERK2 cascade. Gene Ontology annotation, molecular function: chemokine activity; CCR chemokine receptor binding. Bases 482 to 781 code for a protein of 99 amino acids.
ACGCAAGGAAAGCAAAACAUAAAACAAGAGACAUAAGACACAGAAUACAAGAAGCAUGACAUAAACUAGCCAAAGUAAAUGUGGAGCUCUUUUAGAAAUAUACGUAUAAACUCCAUAAUUCUAGUUCGGCUUAAUCUGAGUCUCUGGAGACCCUCGGCCAACGGUUGAGCUCUUGUACCCACUUCAGACAGGAUAACCCUUUCAGCUUAGCCCAGUAAAUUUGUCUUGAAAAGUAACCCAACGCCAUCUUGCUGAAGUGUUUUGUGGACUGCAAAACUUCACCCAUCCUUCGAUUGGUAUGGGGAAUGCUAUUUCACUCGCAAUGGUGAAUUAAACAUUCAUAAAACGACUGGCAGAAAGUACCUCAUGGGACAGUAGCUGUCAUGUGUAGGAGGUGGAAUACAGGUUCACACAGCAGAGAGAACAGACUGAUACAGCUCAACUGACACUUUGACCCACUGCUAAACACAAAGACUUCAGGAUGGCUGCUCCUCGUCUCGCUCUGGCUGUGUUUGUGCUGACGCUGGCUGUCAUCACUGUGACUGAAGGCAUGCGUGGUGCUGGACCAAAGAAGUGCUGCCAGAGUUUCAAUGAGAAGCCUGUGCAUAAAGGGAGAGUGGUGAGCUACCAAAAGACCAGCCAGCGCUGCCCCGUCCCCGCCAUCUUGUUCAAGACAGUGGCAGGUCGUCAGCUGUGUGCCAGACCCUCUGCCACUUGGGUGAAGGACCUCAUCAGCUACCUGGAUGGCAAAUCCCUCCCAGGAGAGGGAUCCAACCUGUAACUGUGGCAACAGCAUUCCAGAGCCUGCAAAAGAAGAAAAUCUGGUGAUGAUGUGAUGCAACUUUUUAAACUAUGGCUUUUAAGGAAGUGUUGACUACAAAUAUGUCACUAUCGCCACCAUAAGGUCUGCACAGGGCAAUCAUAAGCAAAAUAUAUACCAGUACUACCACCUACUUACAAUAUUUUAAAUGAACAAAAAAAAAAAGUUAUCAUUUCUUGAAUACUGACAUUUACACCAUUUUCUGUUGUCAUUUUUUUCUACCUGUCUGAUUUAAUUUUCACAUACGGAACAAUACAUCUUUGUCUGACCGUUAGCACUGUGAACUGUGUCAGUUUGAAUUGACUUACAAAACCUGCGUUUCUUAAAAACAAGAGAAAUGCCUCCAAACUCCACCUCUUCAGUCGUCAGUAGAGUAUAAGCUAGUUACCUUGCUAUUUAAUCCUCUGUGAGUUCUUUGUCUUGUUCUGUAUAAAAUGAUGUUUCUUGUACAGACAGGUACCAUAACUUGACAAAAAUAUUUAUUUCUGUAUGCUUAUGCUACUAGUUUGAUUCUGUUGAAUUAAAACAAAAAAAAAGACAAAUCCCCCCAAA